AUGGAGAAGGCAGCUCCCACCCAAACCCCGGCAUCCGAUGUGGAGGCCCCAGGCGCCCCCGUCAAGCAAUCCAGCGUCCUGCAGAAAUGGCAACAGAACCUGUCCACCACCCACGCAGACCUCGUCUGUCUCCUCCUCUGCUUCCUGACAGGACUAUGUGACAGCAGCGCUUACAACGCUUGGUCCUGCUUCCUGGGCAUGCAAACCGGAAACACCAUCUUCCUCGGUCUCGGAGCCUCAAACCAACCAUCCAGCAAGCCAUGGGGCUGGCUGAAGUCCCUGGUCUCAAUCCUAUCCUUCUUCUUCGGCGCCAUGAUCUUCUCCAUCUCCAUGCGCAGCGUCGGCGCCCUCCGCCGAGGAACUCUCUUCGUCUCCUUCUUAGUCCAGAUGCUUCUCAUCAUCAUCGCCGUCGCCCUUAUCGAAGCAGAUCUCAUUCCCCACACCUCUAGCGACGCCGCGCUGGACGGUGGCCCCCUGUUCCUCGAGUUGAUCCCGAUCGGUCUGCUGGCUUUCCAGUCUGCGGGUGGUAUGACGUGCAGUCGCGCGCUUGGAUACAAUGAGAUCCCCACUGUGGUUUUGACUAGUGUCUACUUUGACAUCGCGUCGGAUCCUAAGAUCACCGAUAAGCCAACUGCCAACGUGAAGCGCAACCGUCGCGUGGGCGGGGUUGUGGCCUUGCUUAUUGGUGCUAUCGUUGGUGGUUGGUUGAGUCGCAGCAGUGGUGGUAUGGAGUCUGCGCUUUGGAUGGCUGCUGGAUUGAAGUUUGUUGCUGCCUUUGGGUGGCUUUUCUGGAAGGCUGCGCCGGCCAAAUAG
This is a messenger RNA of Penicillium brevicompactum, 813 nucleotides long. Its product is annotated as YoaK family protein. NCBI's taxonomy places the organism in Eukaryota, Fungi, Ascomycota, Eurotiomycetes, Eurotiales, Aspergillaceae. The record is from RefSeq and is a predicted model, not a curated record. The coding region runs from base 1 to 813 and encodes 270 amino acids. The transcript is spliced from 2 exons.